Messenger RNA from Medioppia subpectinata, 243 nucleotides. Lineage: Eukaryota; Metazoa; Arthropoda; Arachnida; Sarcoptiformes; Oppiidae. The record is from the annotation of a GenBank genome assembly.
AUGGCCGACAACACCAACGAUCAGAUGAAACAAUUCAAAGACUUUAUACUGAAUUACAAUAAGUUGUCUGAAAUUUGUUUCAUGGAUUGCGUUCACGACAUGACCACCCGAUCCGUGUCCACCAAAGAGGAGACGUGUGCUAACAAUUGUUUCGACAAAUUUCUCAAAAUGAAUCAACGAAUCAGUCAACGCUUCCAAGAGAUCCAACUUCUUCAGAAUGAGAGACAACAACAGCAACAAUAG